UAGCCCCGGCGAGGACACGGAGGCUGUUUAUUGUUCCUCCCCAUCAGCUCUAAAAAAGAAAAGAGGCUAGCCAGCUGCCCAGCACCGAGGUAGUCUACACAGGUAUUUUCACACGGUUUAUUGUAGGUUUACGAAGGUAGAACGGCCAAGACAGUUGAUCACACAAACCAGGGGCCAUGGCGUACGCAUACCUCUUCAAAUACAUCAUCAUCGGAGACACGGGUGUGGGGAAGUCAUGUCUAUUACUACAGUUCACAGACAAGAGGUUUCAGCCAGUUCACGACCUCACCAUCGGUGUGGAGUUUGGAGCAAGGAUGAUCACUAUAGAUGGAAAACAGAUCAAACUGCAGAUCUGGGAUACGGCUGGUCAGGAGUCGUUCCGGUCCAUCACCAGGUCUUACUACAGAGGAGCAGCCGGAGCACUGCUAGUCUAUGACAUCACAAGAAGGGACACCUUCAACCACUUGACGACCUGGUUGGAGGACGCACGCCAACAUUCCAACUCCAACAUGGUCAUUAUGCUCAUUGGCAACAAGAGUGACCUGGAGUCAAGGAGAGAGGUGAAGAAGGAAGAAGGAGAGGCAUUUGCCAGAGAACACGGCCUCAUAUUCAUGGAGACAUCAGCCAAGACUGCUUCCAAUGUAGAGGAGGCAUUCAUCAACACAGCCAAGGAGAUCUAUGAGAAGAUCCAGGAGGGUGUGUUUGAUAUCAACAAUGAGGCUAAUGGUAUUAAGAUUGGACCUCAGCACCCUACCACCAACUCUACGCUGUCCGGUAGCCAGGGGGGCCAACAGGCCGGAGGGGGCUGCUGCUGAAGCUCCAGAACGCGCCUCCUCUCUCAGCCCCACCUCCUCCUUCCAUCCCCAUACACCCACCCACCCAGCCUACUCCUCUCCUUGCCCCACCCUGUCCAACCAGCCCCCCUUUGCGUUUCCACAGAACUGGUCGGGCCUCACUAACAGUUUGUUAACCUCUCUAUUCCUAUCUCUAGAGCUCUAUUCCUGCCUCAGUCUCUUUAUCCCUCUCCUUUCUUUCCUCACUGUGCCUCUCUCCAUUCACCCCACCUUGUCUCCAUCUCUCUUUUUUUUUUCCUGUCUCUCUCCUCUACCAAGGGUCUGGGGGCUGUGUUCCAAUAAGUGAAACAGACAAACUGCUCUGCAGGUUCCCUCCUACGGGAGUUCAUGUAGGACAAAGUCAGCUUACCCACUUUUUACCUAAAAUGUACAGCAGUUAGUCCCUCACUAUUUUUGAAGCGUCAGAAUUCUCAAGUCAUUACUUAAAGAUAAACGAAUUUUAAUUUUAUUUAAAAAGAGGGGGGGGCUCAGAAAUCAAGCAUGUCACAGUCAAAAUUGUUUGCCUCAGACUAUGCUUUUGAGUGUGCAGAAGAAAGGACAUGAGACACAUGUUGUGAGUGUCAAAUAUCCUCUGGAUAUUUGCACUAGUCCGGUCUGAAGGUGUGUUUCUUGCUGCCUUGUGUUCGUCUUUGCCCCGAAAGAGCUUCAGAAAAAGCUGUACGAGUGUAUUUACCUCUGUCCCUGUGGGCGACAGACAGAGGUACCAGCCAGCCCAGACUUCAUAAUCGCUGUAGCGGCACUAAGUAGCGUUUGCUAUCGGCCCGCCUGUCCAUUCACAAACCCCUCUUAAUUGAUGCCAACUUGGACUUGAUUAUCGUUAACAGUGUCUUUCAGACUUUCUGCGGUGGUGGUGAGCUGACUUUGUCUGGAUACUGAUGGGAGGUGGCUGUGACCAUACUCAUUGUGCUUUGAGAAUAGGCACACUCUAAAAACUGGUUUUAUAGAUAAAGUGCGCUGUGUUGUCUCUACACAUCACACAUACAGCUGUUUUUAAAGAUUCAGAUGGCACAACACGUCAGUAACAACAUACGCUCGGCACGUGUCAUUGUACAUGUUACCCUGUGGGUGUGUGUGUGUGUGUGCAUAUAUAUUUGUAUACGUGCUCACACACACACUCCUGUGCACAUACAGACAUACACAUACACAGGGAGGACAGGCUUGUUGUUUGAACACAUCAGUUUUUUGGGUGAAGGAGGCAUUCGAAUCACUUAUGUCACUUUGUCCGUCAACCAACAAAUGUAUGUCUUCUCUCAGACAACUGUGGAUUAUUUUGUGCUUAUUUCUCCCUAAUAUAUAUGUAUAUAUAAUUUUUUUUUCAAUAACAGCAGUAGUUUUCCUCUCACUCCCACUUUGUGUCUUUUUUUUCUUUCUUUUUUUUUUUUUUGACUUUUGAGCUGAAUUGUAUUUAAUGAACACUACAAAGCUGGUUGUGGUUUAAAAAGAAAAAAGAUGUUUUAACUUGUCUGGUGAGAGAAUAAAAGACCAAACUGUUGUGUGAAAACAGACGUUGAAAUUAUAAAAAAAGAAAAAGAAAAAAAAAGGACAGAAGAGAAGGAACGUAGAGGUGUGUGUUGACGGCGGAAAUGAAGUGAAGUUCAAAGAGGAUGGAAAAAAACUUUUUACCUUGGUAUUUAUCUGCUGCAUUCUGUGUAUAUAUGGCUCCUGAGUUUUUCUUGCUUAUGCUGUUUAGGGGCAAGCUUGGUAUUUUGUGGCCUAGUAUGUUAUUUCUUCACCAGGUAUAAAGGGGGGGGAAUCUAUAUUGACAAUUCAUAUCCCCAUAAAACAACUUAUUGGCAUCCAUUAACGAUGAAAACAAGCCGUUUUUAGGUUGUUGUAGGUUUUGUUUUCUCUGCAUUGUCUCAAGUCGUUGGUGAAGAAUCUCAGUUGUAUUCAAAAUGUCAGGGCGCCCCUUUUACCCGGCCGUAGGAGUCCUGAGUUAGCUGGCAGGUGUGUAACUGUAAGUAAUGAGAGCCUGAUUGAUAAUUGCUGCAGUAUUCUGCUUCAAGGCCUCUCUGUAAUUGACACCCUUUUACCAUUGGUAGCAUAAAUUACCACUUCAGUUUGCUUUAUCAUUUUUACCCUCCAUCUGCCUCCCCUCUCUCGCCCUCGUUCUCAGACUGUGUGGUAAUGUUGGCUGUGUGUCGCUGCAUCUCUGUAUUGAUUUUUAAAUGCCAAAUCAUUGUUUACCUGUGUUUUUAUCCGACGUGUAAUCACCCCGCCCGCAAAUCCGACCUGAGAUCAGCUGUCUGCCUUAAACCCCGCAGAGAUUUGGACAGCUGCUAAAACGACCCGAACCGGCCCGGAAUCUACAAGUCGCCGUUCCUUUUUAGUCUCAUACACACACACUUAACAUGGCUAUAUGCAAACACAGAUUCAUACGCUCGUAUAUAGACGCCCGCAUACAUGUCCGUUCACCGACAUAGUUUGGAGCCAAACGCCAUAAGUACAAAAAAAACCCCGACAUAAAUGUAUACAAACACACCUGAACAUGAUAUUGUGACACUGUUUAACACAGACACAACUUCUCCCAUCUUCUUUCACGUGUGCACAGGUCAAGCCUGCAUAUAUGCAUGCAUACACACAUGAUGCAUACAUAUGAAUAUAACCUGGCUGUCUAUGUGUCCGUAUUCUCUUCAGGCUAACUUGUGUUUCUGUAAGGAGUUUAGGUUUUCACGGGCGGUGUGAGUGAAUCUGUUCAAGGCCUGCAGCUUUUCCUCAGCAGCGUUUCCUCUUUCGUUACUAGAUAUAUUCUAGUGGUUAUUAAUCUUGUUCUGAUAAUGAUUAUUGGUAAACAACAUGUAGUGUGUGGACCCAGAGGGACUCGGGGGAGGGGGGAACAAGCCAAACCUUUAGCAUCCAUCUAACUAUAUCUAUGGAUCAUUCUAUCUAAUCUGACCUAUGUGAUUCCUCUCUCUCUUCCUCUUCUCCCUUCUCUUCCUCUUCCUCCUCCUCCUCCUCCCCCCCUCAACGUUAUUUGCUGUGUUUGUUCUUUGGAAAAAUAAAAAAAUUGAAAAAAAAGAAAAAUUGAAAAUGCUAUCACAAACUAUAAUAAAACAGCCUAAACUCAACAAAUGUCAUUUUGAUGGUCAUGUGGAGAUGAAAAAAAAUACAAUGUUUGAAGAAAAAGAAACCCCCAAAAAAGAAAAAACCAACUCGUUUUGUAUUUUCUCUCAUUAUUUUGGCAUAAUUCUUUUUACCGUCCUGUCUCUGGUUUUGGAUUUUUCCUGUCAUGUCUGUUCUGCGUACAAGUGAAACAGUCUUAUGAUGGAUCCACCUAUCCCUGAUUGUAUCCCUGGUUUACCAGUUAGAAGGAAAACGGGACCCCUGCACACCACCUUGCUAGUGUAUGUCCCGAUGAAGGGCAGCCAUACUGAGAGCUCACCAAAUAAAUACAACAUUUUUUAA
Molecule: messenger RNA, 4259 nt
Organism: Lampris incognitus (smalleye Pacific opah)
Lineage: Eukaryota; Metazoa; Chordata; Actinopteri; Lampriformes; Lampridae
Gene: rab2a
Product: RAB2A, member RAS oncogene family
Exons: 8
Coding region: 177-815 (212 amino acids)
Cellular component (GO): Golgi apparatus
Molecular function (GO): GTP binding; GTPase activity
Source: RefSeq, a predicted model, not a curated record